Daphnia pulicaria is the source of this 3639-nucleotide messenger RNA. RefSeq names its product protein Wnt-8-like. Gene Ontology annotation, biological process: canonical Wnt signaling pathway; multicellular organism development; neuron differentiation. The coding region runs from base 2262 to 3296 and encodes 344 amino acids. NCBI's taxonomy places the organism in Eukaryota, Metazoa, Arthropoda, Branchiopoda, Diplostraca, Daphniidae. Gene Ontology annotation, molecular function: frizzled binding; cytokine activity. Gene Ontology annotation, cellular component: extracellular region; SCF ubiquitin ligase complex. The transcript is spliced from 15 exons. The record is from RefSeq and is a predicted model, not a curated record.
AUAGAAUCAUAAUCAUCAUAGUUGGUUCCUGAUUGCUGAAUGUAGGCCUAAAUUUAAUCACAGUUUGUUUGUUGGGAAUUGGGCAAUUGGCGAAUGAAAGAAAACAUUCAAUUACAAAUGCAUCUCCUGGAUUUGCCGGGGGAUGACAUAAUUUUGAAAAUCAUAGAUUAUCUGUCACCUCAGGACUGGCUAAACUUUCGAUGUGUUAGUAAACAAACCUAUUUCCUAGUCCAUGAAUAUUUCAAAUAUAUGAAAUAUCUUGAUCUUUCUCAUCACAAAGUGUUACCACAAGCCCUAUGUCAGGUUUUACCUCAGCUAUGUCACAGCCUAAAAGUUUUUAAAAUAUCGAAUUCAAAGAUAUUCAAUGAUGAAUGCAUUAAGACCAUCAUACAAAAUAAUCACAAUUUGAAUCACCUGGACUUGUCAAAUAGUAAUCUUAAAAAUGGAACUCUCCAGCCACUUGUGGUCAACUGUAAAAAACUAGAGAAAAUUUUGUUGAAGAAUUGUGUUUGGUUAACUGUUGGAGCCAUUGAAAUUUUAGCCUUCCAUUUUCCAGAUACAAUCAAGGUAGCUGACUUUAGUGGCUGCACAGGCAUAAGUGAGGCUUCAAUCAUCCUAUUUGUAAAACGACAGCCAAAAUUGAUAUCACUGUCCCUGAGUGAUCUCUCUUGUCUGCAGGAUGAAACAUUAGUUAAGAUUUCUCAGUUUUGCCCACAACUUGUGUAUCUUGACAUAAGUAGAUGUUGCAGAAUCACAGACUCUGGGAUCAAAAAGUUUGCUGAAUAUUGCCACACCGUGCGCACGCUGAAGGUGGAUGGUUGUGAGGUCAGCGAGCGUAGUUUGUCUUGGUUGAGAUCACGUGGUGUUUGGAUUGACAAACCUCAAUAUCCUUCUUACCUGUUGCACCGCCUGAAUCAAAUUCAAACCUGGCCACGGACUCAGCUCUGAAAAUUCUUCAACGGGAUCUUCUGUACUUUCCUUCUUUACUAAUUCUUCUCCCCUAAAUGGCUCUGGGGGGAAGUUUUGAAACAGCUGAGUUCUGUCAUCCUUGCCCAAAUUUGAUUGUACAACUUCCGUGUUGGCAUAAUCAUGAAUUCUAAAAUUCUAGAUUUCCACCCCUAUCGGACGAUUACGUGUUUCGUUUUAAUCGUGAAUGAUGAACCAGACAGUUAUUUUUAGAUAAUGCCGCGUUAAAUUUGGGUUGGUUGUUUCUUUCUGUCUUACAACGCGUAAUAAUAAAGUUCUCAAAUGUCCAUCAAAUGUCUAUCUUGAGAUGGGUGUGAAUUUGUAACGUUUUGGGAUAAUUGGUAUCAAUUGACUACCACGAAACUUCCGUAGGGUUCGAUGGUGGAGGCACCAGUCUGGCGAUCGGUGAAUUGAUGUUGUAAAAAGAGCAACCAACAGCCGAGUACUCCACCAUCCGCCUUUUUAGAAACAUGGUAACUAUAAUCAGAGAAAAGACAAGUUAAGUCACGACGGGAAAAAUCGAGUACGUACCAUAGAAUUCUACUGCCAUUAUAGACAGUUUAUUAUUGAGCUUUUGGUGUGGCACAAAUACCAUUUCCGGGCAAUUUUUUCUUUAUUUGUAUGUAGUGCUACAUGUAUGUGUGUAUGGGGUGAAUAGAGGUAGGGAAACAACUAAUCCAAUUAGAUUUGUUAGAAAAGGAAAAAAAGUUCAAAUAGCGUGAAGCGUAGUUUGUCUUGGGGUUUUAGCUGAGGAAUCUAUGUACUAUUGGUUGAUAGAAAUUCUUAAGAGUAUUAAGUUGAGAAUGGACAAGAGAUCCCAGAAGCGUAAAAAAAUCUGAAAAACCAUCAGAAAACAUGUAUUUCUCUUUCAUACACCAAAGCCAAAAUCGGAUCAAAGUUCCGGGAUUGAAUGGAAGGGAUAAUUGCCGCUUGCCCGACAGUCUUUUUUUUUUUUCUUCUUCUUCUUCUUUCUCCUCCCACAUUUACUCCUCCUCUACUAGCAUCGCAUCAACAUUUCUUCACCUUUUCGGGUCGGAGGAGAGAAAAUGGGAGGAGUUCUGACCGCUUGAGUCGAGAGGAAGGAGAAGUCUCGUCGACCCCGACUACAAGUUCCAGUGCUAGUGUAUCUAUUGGUGCUGUCGAGUCAGUGACAAGCCACAAAUUGUCUCCUUUGCUAUCACAAGUGUUCCAACACAGAAUCAAUUUUAGUGCGUAGCUGACGGUAGUCGCGAAACAUCUGCUUCUUCUUCGCUCCACACUCCAUCCUCUUGUGAUUUUUGUGUCCAACAUUCACGAUGAAUUGUUUAGUUCGCUCGUUUUUCGCCUUGCUGGUGUUAUGCAAAUUUUCUACUUCAUCGGCUUGGUCUUGGAAUAAUCUGUUGAUGACAAGCACAAGGAUCAAUUUGGGAAUGGCGGAAUCGGUAGCGGCCGGCGCUGAACUUGCGAUGGGCGAAUGUCAAUAUCAAUUCCGAUGGGAGCGCUGGGCAUGUCCACGCAGCGCCUUCACCAAAAAGAAGGUGUUUAGAUCACUGAUUCGAGAGUCUGCGGCUCUCCACUCUUUCCUUUCGGCCGGAAUCACUUACACGUUAACGCGCAACUGUUCUCGCGGCCAACUGGAAGGAUGCGGAUGCGCCAACAUACAUUCUCAACAUCCAAACGAAUCUCCUUCAGCCACAUGGCGGUGGGGAGGAUGCAGCGACAACAUCAAGAUGGGAGAACAAUACUCUGUCCGAGUACUGGAUUCUCUCGAGUCUGGACAGGAUGCCCAGGCUUUAGCUAAUUUGCACAACAACUUUGCUGGUCGCUUGGCUGUUCGUCAUUCAAUGCGCCAGUCGUGCAAAUGCCACGGAGUGUCCGGCUCGUGCGCCAUGCAGACUUGUUGGAUUCAAUUGCCUCCAUUCCGAACAGUUGGCCAAGCCCUCAAACGACAAUACGACACAAGUGUGAGGGUUGGCUACAGCAAUGGCAUCCUACAGAUCGACGGCGGCAGCUCAUCGUCCAACGGCGCCAAGACCUCGUCAGGCUCGUCACAGAUUUUACGCGUCUCGCCACAAACGCUCGUUUACUUGGAACUGUCGCCCGACUUUUGCCGAGCAAACGUCACGGCCGGAACGAGCGGCACGAAAGGGCGGACAUGCUCACGAGACAAAGGUAAAGGCCUUUCGGCAUCUCAACGGCGCAGCUGCAUUCAUCUGUGCAAAAACUGCGGUCACAAAGUUAAGAAGCGCGUCGUCACUGUCAUGACCUCAUGCAACUGCACUUUCCAGUGGUGCUGUCAAGUCCAGUGCCAGACAUGCAACACAACGAAAAGUAUUUACUCUUGUGCUUAAAGUUGUCAAUCAUCCAAUCAACAUGAGUAUACUGUCGCAGUAUUAAUCAAAAAAUCAUCCCAUAAAUGUACAGAUAUAUUUCACUGAUAAAUUGAGAAACUUUUUCCUCUGUUUCAAGGCAAAUGUACAUAUUCCAGAUGGCCGGCUUACAAAAUAUCCUAUCAGUUUAAGUAUAAGGGUUGUCUACGUUUUGAAAAAAAAAAAAAAAAAAUUGAAAUUGCUCUCGGGUUGACACCUUCGAAUGGCCCAAUCAAAUAUGUGUGUGUGCACGCUCCUAGUUGUGCUAAUUUGAUUUGUAUCGUUGUUGUAUGUGUGAAUUUGUUGUACAAGCUUCCUGCCACCA